UUAACAAGUAAUAACAGCAGGAUAUCAUGAGAAUCUACAGACGCUGCCUGCUCAAAAUUGGUGCCUUGCUGGCACUGGUCAUGCUGGCCAUACCAUUCAUUCUGCUGUUACAGGACCACAGUAAUAAAAAACCUAGCAAAAAGACUGCUUUGAAAAGUGUGGACAAGCACCUGCAUGUGAUCUCUACCAUAAGUAAUGCAGUCUUAAAGCCAGGAAUAUUAGGAAACUAUGAACCACCACCUGUGCAUCGAGAGCCAUCACCGGGAGAUGGAGGCACAGCAGUGAAGACUGACAUGAGCUCAGCUGAGGUUCGAAAUGGCAUCCGGCAGUAUGGAUUUAACAUGGUAGCCAGUGACAAAAUAUCUCUAAACAGGACAGUACCUGACACACGAAUGGACGAGUCGUGCGAGAUGAUUCUCAUGCAGCUUUGCAUUCUUGUGUAUGUUUGUUCAGAGCAUCUGAAAGAAAAGUUGGACGACUAUGUUAAGACGCUGGGAAAAGUACGCUUGAUACGUAACGUUAAAAGAGAAGGCCUGAUUGGCUCCCGCACAAUCGGCGCCAAGAAUGCCGUCGGGGAUGUCGUUGUGUUUCUAGAUGCUCACUGCGAAGUCAAUUUCAACUGGCUUCCUCCUUUGCUAAACAGAAUCAAUGAUGACAGGACUAUAAUUGCCGUGCCUAUAGUGGAUGGUAUAGACAUGGAUGAUUUCCAUUACCGACCAACAUACUCGGCAGGCACUCACUUCAUUGGAAUAUUCGAGUGGGGAUUCCUGUACAAGGAAAUGCAGCUUCCGGAGAAAAUACGAAAGCAAAGAGCUCAUGAUAGUAUGCCAUACAAAGCUCCGACUCAUGCUGGUGGUUUAUUGGCCAUAGAUAGAAAGUAUUUCCUAGAAGUUGGAGGCUAUGACCCAGGAAUGAUGGUGUGGGGUGGCGAGAACUUUGAAUUGUCUUUCAAGGUGUGGAUGUGUGGAGGAAGUGUUGAAUGGGUACCCUGUUCACGUGUUGGUCAUGUAUACAGACACUUCAUGCCUUACGGCUUUGGAGAGUACGCCAGCAAAGGCCCGAUCAUAGAUCUGAAUUAUAAGCGAGUUGUUGAGGUUUGGAUGGAGGACGAGUACAAAGAGGCGUUCUACGCCCGCUUGCCCUACGUCCGGAAACUCGAUGAAGGCGACAUCAGCGAACAGCUGAAAUUCAAGCAGCAGUACAACUGCAAGAGCUUCAAGUGGUUCAUGGAGAACGUUGCGUCUAUGGUGCUCGAUCGAUUCCCGUUGCAGCCGCCCAACAAAGUCUGGGGAGAGUUUCGCAACGUGGGUGGUCAAAACGUGUGCUGGGACACCCAGAGUGCACCAAUUGGACAGGCAAUAGGUAUCAGUGCAUGCCAUGGCUUUGGAGGUAACCAGAGGUACCGGCUGAAUACUGCUGGGCAGAUAACGACAGGAGAACGGUGCAUCAGUGCACAAGGCACCUCAUUGAUGUAUAAGGUCUGUCCUGAUGGCAAGGUGGAUGACCAAUGGAAAUAUGACGAUGCAACAAAACAAAUCUCACACACGCGUUACAACAAAUGUGUUGAGGCUAAAGGAAAUACUCUUGUGUUGGCACCAUGCAAACAGCAGAGCACAUUUCAGCAGUGGAAGAUCACUCCAAAAUGAAGUAUCCAGGCAUAGCACAUCGCAGGAUUGUACAUGGACAAGAUCCGGCCAAUAACGACACUGAAAAGACAUUCCUAAAGAAUAUAAGACGUGUAGUAAUUGCUCAAGGUGGAGCAUAUUAGGCUAGCGUUGCAACACAGUUCUUAUUUGCCAUAACCUCUCUGACCAGUCAAGAUCCUUUUGGUGGAAGUUCAAAUACCCUUAAACAAGUGUUUAGUGGUCAGUUGUGCAAAUCGUUCAUGUCUGUAAUUGUACUCUUGUGUACAUCAUAUAAGCAAAUUCUGCCUGCCUUCUGGUCCACCCUUGAAAAGGGGCUAGGUCUUGUAACAUUAAACAAGAAAUCUUUAAAUGUGGGCCUGCUAACUUAUUACUAUGUAAUGUGUUUCACAUCUGAACUGUAGCCAGUCGGAAGUUUUCAAGUGAAUUUGACUUUGAUGAAACCAAUAGUUACAUUAGGUGACGUUUCUAAUGAAGGUGCUUUCCUAAAAUUGAAGCUACUGAAAGGAAAAUGGAAAAAGAGUUAAUGCCACAACUUUGUUAACGUCACCAACAUAGUAUUGAAAGUAUUUUUAUCGUUCGUUUUCAAAGAAAAUGAGCAUUUAAUAUAGAUAUUAUUACACCUAAUGAACUGUUUAAGUACAAAAAUGCAAAUAAAGUACUUAAGCUAAAUAUAAACACAGCUUUAUGCAUAUCAACACUGCACCGUCGCCCAAAACUACCACUGUGUGAAUGUGAAUUUUGUGGUGUUUGUAAGUUAUAUAUAGUCAAGUACUGUUACAUAUAUGCAUUUUCAGAUUGCAAAUACUUUUCCAAAGAAUAACGUGGGUCAUUCAUCGGUUAUAUCUAAUGAAGUCUAACAUAUAAUAAGACGUGAACGGUUGCCCAUUUAUUAUAGAAGUGAUCGUAUUGUGGCAACGUUACAAACGACUUUGUCGUACUUUCCUGAAGGAGUAAAAACUACUAAAUUAUAGGCCUACAAUUGAGACAAAUGUGAACGUGUCAACCUUUGAAAGUCUAGGAUAUGGUAGAAGUUUGAGAGCUCGAGAGUUCUGUAUAUUUAUUGCCAUUACUUAAUUGUGAUAUCUUAUUGUCAUGACUCGUGCACAUUUUAUUUUUUCUUGCAACGUUUUGCGUGACAGACAGAUAAUCCACUCAUUGUUGGUUACCAACAUACAAAAUUCUUCAUUUUUCCUCAAAACUAUUCUUACUAUUGCGUUGAUAAACGUCAUUACACGAUAGCCGGUGUAAAAUACAAAUUGAGUGGAAUAGUGUAUAUAGUUUGAUCUUCAUCUAUUUGAGCUAAGAAAGCAAUAACCAUGGGCUUGUACCUAUUGCGCCGAACUAUGUCUUAUAUGUGGCAAAAUAUCUGUUGCACCAAUAACAUAAGGGUUUGUCAUAGUUAUGCAUGGCUUUAAAUUGGCUGUCUAUCUUGCAUAAGAUUACCUACCUUUAUGCAUUUAGUUAUUGUGUUUAAUUAAUCUCACAGUACACCUGGGGUGAACAAACUAUAGAAUCUCGGAUGCUGUAAUGUGUACAUUAAAAACUGCAGAUGCAAGCAAUAAGUUUUAUUCUAGUUGAAAUGAGGGACUGACAGACUGUUGGGAUUUGGGUUUACUGUAAUGUAUAAAUGUAUAUUCGUCCACGUGUCCUUAACGUGAUUUAGCAUGGCUAUUUGUGCGGCGUUUUGUGAAAAGGCCAGAUAGGGUGACGGCGGGCCCUAACUUCCAUACGAUGUUCAUUCGUGCGUGCGGUAUUACCUCCACAGUUUGGUAGGAAAGUGGGCAGAAGGUUUUCGGCUUGAUUCUAAAUGAUGUGAUAUGGCGAAUAAAGAUGUAUUAUUUGUUAGUAGGCCCUGUGCCAUCAUUGACAUGUUGACAAGAGCCCUAUACCAUAUUCAGCUCUAUCACAUGGUCGUAAUAGGCCUUUGAUUUUAGGUACUUGCGCAUUUCGUGUAGUAAAUGACGUCAUGAUCUGAUAUAUGCAUUCCUGUACUGUGCGUGUAAGUUUAGAAUUUUUCAGGGAAUGGUUGUAAAUAUUCGUGUAGGUCUUUUUUUUUACAAAACAAUAAUGUGUAUAUUUUGGUAAUUGUGAAGGGACCUAAUUAUGCGUGUAUGUGUGCAGCUAAGCGUGCAGGUUUCUAUGUAACUGGGAGAUUACGUAUUAAUAAAUAAUAACGGUUUAGUUCUGCUACAGUU
Priapulus caudatus is the source of this 3841-nucleotide messenger RNA. RefSeq names its product N-acetylgalactosaminyltransferase 7-like. Gene Ontology annotation, cellular component: Golgi apparatus. The record is from RefSeq and is a predicted model, not a curated record. Bases 27 to 1646 code for a protein of 539 amino acids. The transcript is spliced from 12 exons. NCBI's taxonomy places the organism in Eukaryota, Metazoa, Priapulida, Priapulimorpha, Priapulimorphida, Priapulidae.